AAAUAUAAAAACAGUAUUUUGGAAAAUACUUUAUUAUUUUUUCAUAUAUUUGAUUUAUAAUUGUAUAAAUGUUACUCAAAAAGAGAUACAUUAUAUGUCAUAUAAGUUAUAUAUUUUUAACAAUUGAUGUUAUUAUAUUUAUUAUUUAUUAAUUUAUAUAAGUCAUGCAAUCAUUAUUUAUUUGCGUAGGCGCUGGUAAUCUCAAAAAUUAGACCAAAUAGUUUUCACAAAGAGAUGGUGUUGAAAAUGUAAUACAUUCAAAUUGUAUACAUGUUUAAAAUUAUUAUUAAAGCUCAAACUUAACCUUAUUUACAUUAAUUUAUUGUCAUAGCAACUAUGUUUAUAAGCAAACAAAAUAAAUAAUUACAUGCCAACAUGAAAAGGAAUUUUAAAAGUUUAAUGAAGUUAUUUCUAUUUUUAUUUCCAACAAUUUUAGUUCUGGUUAGCGUUUUUAAAUUUUUUAAAUGGACAAAUGAAAGCCUUAGCCCAUAUACUACUUUAACUUCAGCUCUUGCAGAUAAUAAAAGUCAAAUAGAAUUUUUGCCCAUUAAAAUUGAUUGGCAUGAUUGGCACCAAAUUCAUUUGGAAAAACUAAGAACUGGUAUUGGUGAGCAUGGUGCAAGGGCUAAAAUUUCUCUUUCCGAGGCAAAAACAAAGUAUGACACUUUAUAUAAGGUAAAUGGGUUCAAUGCUUUAUUAAGUGAUAGCAUAUCUCUAAAUCGUUCAAUUCCAGAUAUACGACAUGAGUUAUGCAAGUCAAAAAAAUAUAGAUAUAAACUACCUACUGUUAGUGUGAUUGUACCAUUUCAUAAUGAACAUUUUUCUGUAUUGCUGAGAACUGUGUAUAGUGUACUUAAUCGCUCACCUAAAAGCCUACUUGGAGAAAUUAUAUUAGUUGACGAUUUUAGUACUAAAGUUCACUGCAAAGGCCCAUUGGAUGAAUUUGUAUCAAUUAAUUUUAAAGAAAAAGUGCAAGUCAUACAUUUAAAAAAGAGAGAAGGUCUUAUUAGAGCUCGUUUAGCUGGUGCUAAAAUAGCCACUAAUGAAGUAUUAAUAUUUUUGGACUCGCAUACAGAAGCUAAUGUUAACUGGCUACCACCAUUAUUAGAACCUAUUACGGAAGAUUACCGUACUUGUGUUUGUCCUUUCAUAGAUGUAAUUGAUUAUGAAACAUUUGAAUAUAGGGCUCAAGAUGAAGGAGCUAGAGGGGCUUUUGAUUGGGAAUUUUUUUAUAAAAGAUUACCCUUAUUGCCGGAUGACUUAUUAAAUCCUACUAAACCAUUUCGGAGUCCUGUAAUGGCUGGUGGAUUAUUUGCAAUCAGUGCUCGUUGGUUUUGGGAACUUGGAGGAUAUGACCCAGGUUUAGAUAUUUGGGGGGGAGAACAGUAUGAGUUGUCAUUUAAAAUAUGGCAGUGUGGUGGCAUGAUAGUUGAUGCUCCGUGUUCCAGAGUAGGGCAUAUUUAUAGAAAGUUUGCACCAUUUCCAAACCCUGGAAUUGGAGAUUUUAUUGGCAAAUUUAACUUUCAGAAUUAUCGACGGGUUGUUGAAGUAUGGAUGGAUGAAUAUGGAGAGUAUAUAUAUAAACGGAAACCAAAUUACAGGAACAUAUAUCCUGGAGAUUUAACAGAACAAAAAAAAAUAAGGGAGAAGUUAAAAUGUAAAUCUUUUAAAUGGUUCAUUAAAGAAAUUGCAUUCGAUUUGGUUGAAAAAUAUCCAUUUAUAGAGCCACCUAAUAUAGGUCAUGGCAAGAUCAGAAGUCUUAAUGCUCCUGAACUCUGUUUGGAUUCAACAUCUGAAGAUAAACUUAAACUAAAAGAUUGUAGUGAUAAUGAUGACCAAACGUUUUUAUUAAGUUGGAGAAAAGACAUCAGGAAAAAAAAUAAUAUGUGUUUGGAUGUUUCUGAUCCAUCAAUUAGAGGACAAGUAGGAUUUUAUAAAUGUCACAGCUCUGGAGGAAAUCAGCUCUGGCGUUAUGAUCAUAUAAGAAAAAUGCUUGUUCAUGGAACUAAUCAUAGAUGUCUAGAAAGUGACAUUAGUACUAGGAAAGUUUAUGUAACUCAUUGUCAAAUAGAUAAUGAUGACCAAAAGUGGAUAAUAGAACAUAUUAACUCUAAUGCUACUAAUUGGACAUUGAACCCUUAAUGAAAUUUUAAUAUUUCUGAAAUAUUUCUGAAAUAUUUAUAAAAAUAUCAUUUUAAAUAAUUGAUUAAUGUAGAAAGAUUUUGCAAUCUGUGAUAUUGUUUUGUUAAAAAGUUUUAUUACCUUUUAUUAUAUACUUUUUUUAUAUAAGUUUUUCAAACAUUUUUUUUAUUAGUAUUUUUUAAGUGCCAAUUAAUUUAAAAAUGCAUAUGGACUUAACAUUUUAAUCAUAUAUAUUUUAUUUAUACAUUGUUACCAACUAGAAAUUUUUUUAUUUAAUUAG
Molecule: messenger RNA, 2422 nt
Organism: Daktulosphaira vitifoliae (grape phylloxera)
Lineage: Eukaryota; Metazoa; Arthropoda; Insecta; Hemiptera; Phylloxeridae
Product: N-acetylgalactosaminyltransferase 6-like
Exons: 11
Coding region: 376-2142 (588 amino acids)
Cellular component (GO): Golgi apparatus
Source: RefSeq, a predicted model, not a curated record